Molecule: messenger RNA, 3246 nt
Organism: Euleptes europaea (tarantolino)
Lineage: Eukaryota; Metazoa; Chordata; Lepidosauria; Squamata; Sphaerodactylidae
Product: NACHT, LRR and PYD domains-containing protein 12-like
Exons: 12
Coding region: 1-3246 (1081 amino acids)
Cellular component (GO): cytoplasm
Molecular function (GO): protein binding
Source: RefSeq, a predicted model, not a curated record
AUGCAGCCAGAUUUCAGGGAGAAAUACCAAGAUCAUAUUAGAAGGAAAUACCGAGCACUGGAAGAUGUGACCACUUGCCAGGGGGCCCAUGUGCAAUUAAACGGAAGACACGUUCAGCUGAUGGUUGCAAGUGAAGAGGAAGGUGAGGAUGAAAUAACAAGGAGGCAAUGGAGACGUAGCGGGAUCAUCUCUGAGCGAAGUGCUGCUGUUGGCGUGGAUGCUCUGUUUGAGACAGGCACUGAUGGACCUCAGACAGUUGUGCUGCUGGGAGCGGCUGGGGUUGGGAAAACCACACUGGCAAGACGGAUCAUGCUAGACUGGGCGACUGGAAGACUUUUUCAGGAAAGGUUUGAUUACAUUUUCUACUUGAGUUGUAGGCAAAUGACUCUUGUUUCGGAGGAGGCUAGUUUGACUGAUUUGAUUAUCAAUAAUAACCUUGAACUAACUCCAGGCGAAACAAUGAAAGAAUCUCUGAUGUACCCAGGAAAACUGCUCUUUGUAAUUGAUGGCUUUGAUGAACUGAAUGGUUUAAUUAAGCCUCAGGAUGAUGACCUGAGCAUUGACCCAUGCGAGAAGAAGCCAGUGGGUGUCGUACUGAGUGGUUUAUUAUGCAAAACUCUCCUUCCCAAGUCCUGCUUAUUAAUCAUGACCAGGCCGGCAGCUUUGGAAAGCCUUGAGAAUUGCUUGCAGUCUCCUCGCUAUGUAGAACUUCUGGGUUUUUCCAAGGAGGGCAGAGAAGAAUAUUUCCAUAAGUUCUUUGGGAAUCAAGAAUUAGCAAAGCAAGCUCUGAAUUACAUUGAAAGGAGCGAGUCGCUCUUGGUCAUGUCUUAUGUCCCCAGAGUAUGCUGGAUCAUGUGUACUGCAUUGAAACACCAUCUAGAAGAACAGGGCCAAGAAGGUCUCAUACAAGUUUCUGAAACCCUCACUUCGGUAUACAUAAUGUAUCUCUUCUAUUUGAUUGGGUCCUUCAGCAGUAACUCGGAGCAAACAAAUCUAAGAGGACUUUGCUCUUUGGCUGCACGUGGAAUCUGGAAUAAGAAGACCUUGUUUAAGGAAGAAGAAAUCAAGGAACAAUGUGUCUGUCAGUCUGACUCUCUUCCUUCCCUGUUGGAUGGAAAUCUUUUUCAGAAAGACUCUGAAAGUGAAGGUUUAUGUAGGUUCAUCCACCACAGCAUGCAACAGUUUUUCGCAGCUUUGUUUUACGUUUUCCUUUUCAACAGUGCAUCCAGUGACUCUGAUGCUUCUAGGCAUGAUAUCAAAACGUUACUAGAAAGGUGUAGUAAAGACCAAGGGGAUUUUAACUUAACAAUACAAUUCCUCUUUGGCCUUUUAAAUGGCGAAACGAUGAAGGAUGUAAAAAAACAAUUGGGGUGGAAGGUUUCAUCUACAAUCAAGGUUGAUUUAUUAGAGUGGCUUAAAACAGAUACACCGGUAAAGUUAGCGUAUCCAAACUAUAAGCAACUGGAGUGUUUUCAUUAUUUGUAUGAGAUCCAGGAGCAGGAGUUUGUUAAAUGUGCACUAGAUCCUGUGACUGAGAUAACACUGGAAAGGCUGAAACUCACUUCAAUGGAUCAAGAGGCUCUUGCUUUUUGUGUAAAGAACUGUUUAAAUUUGAAGGCACUUUCCCUGUAUAGCUGCUUGUUUUUAGUGAAGGACCAUGAAGCAGAACCACUUCCGAGGCUUCUAAGUUGUCUAUGCAAGCAAUCUAAGAAGACACAGAAGAGUUCAACAAUUUACCUGCUCUGCCAAGUACUGAAGGAUCCAAACAGUAAAAUAAAGAAACUGGAAUUUGAUGGUUGCAAGUUAACAGAUGUUUGUUGUGCAGAUCUCUCCACUGUUCUCUGUACCAACCAGAAGCUGACAGAAUUAGACAUGCAGAUGACCAGCCUGAAAGAUUCAGGGAUCAGGUUGUUAUGUGAAGGACUGAGUCAUCCAGGCUGCAGACUGGAGAAACUGGGAUUAUGGGAUUGUGAGUUUAGUCAUGUUUCUUGUAGCAGUCUCUCUACUGUUCUCAGUACCAGCCAGACAUUGAAAGAAUUACAACUGGGUUAUAACUCUUUUCUGGGAGAUCAAGGAGUUCAGCUGCUAAGUGAGGGGCUGAAACAUGCAAACUGUAAUCUGCAGAGUCUGGGGCUGGAAGAGUGUAAUCUCACUGCUGCUAGCUGUAAGGAUCUUGCCUCUAUUCUUGGCACCAGCCAAACCCUGAUGAAACUAAACCUGGAAUACAACCAGUUGGGAGAUGCAGGAGUAAAGCUGCUAUGUGAGGGACUGAAACACCCAGAGUGCAAACUGCAAACUUUAUUAUUGGGCACAUGUGGGCUCACAGCUGCCUGUUGUGGGGAUCUCUCCUCUGUUCUUGGCACCAGUGAGGCCCUGACCGAGCUGGCUCUGGAAUACAACCAACUAGAGGACUCAGGAGUGAGGCUGCUGUGUGAGGGACUGAAGCAGCCAAAUGGCAAACUGGAAAAACUAGGGUUGGGACAAUGUAGUAUUACAGCAGCUUGUUGUGGGGAUCUCUCUUCUAUUUUAAUGCUCAGUCAGACUCUUACUGAGCUGAUUGUGGAAUGUAAUGAACUUGGAGAUUCUGGAGUGAAACGUCUGUGUGAAGGACUGAAGCAUCCUAAUUGCAAACUACAGAAACUAGGCUUGUGGUUUUGUGCACUCACUGCUGCUUGCUGUGAGGAGCUUUCCUCCGUCCUCGUUGACAACGAAAGGUUUACAGAACUGCAACUAGGAGGUAACAGAUUUGGGGAUUUGGGUGUACAGCUGUUAUGUGAGGGACUAAAGCAUCCAAACUGCAAAUUGCAGAGAUUAUGGUUAUGUGAGUGUGAAAUCACAGCUGCUGCCUGUGGAGAUCUCUGUUCUGUCCUCAGAACAAACCACGUCCUGAAAGAGUUAGACUUAUGGAACAAUAAGCUGGACGAUUCAGGCGUGAAGCUGUUGUGUGAGGGGCUGAAACACCCAGACUGCAAACUUCAAUUUUUGUCGUUGUGGAAUUGCUGUUUCACAGCAGCUUCCUGCGGGGACCUCUCCUCUGCUCUUAGCACCAACCAGAAUCUGAAGAAGCUGCAGCUGGAGGGUAAUGAAUUGGGAGAUUCAGGAGUGAUCUUGUUGUGUGAGGGACUAAAACACCCAAACUGCAGACUGCAGGAAAUAGGGUUGGACAGCGACCUCUUAACUGAAGCUGCAGUGGAAGCGCUGGCUUGCCUGAAAAAGAUGAAGCCGGAUCUCAUCAUCGACACAUAG